AUGAAUACAGACCAACAAAAAGUGAGCGAAAUAUUUCAGAGCUCAAAGGAAAAAUUGCAGGGCGAUGCAAAGGUAGUGAGUGACGCUUUUAAGAAAAUGGCUAGUCAAGACAAGGACGGCAAGACUACCGAUGCUGAUGAAAGUGAAAAACACAACUAUCAAGAGCAAUACAACAAGCUCAAAGGGGCGGGGCAUAAGAAGGAGUAG
Saccharomyces cerevisiae S288C is the source of this 207-nucleotide messenger RNA. RefSeq names its product Pai3p (gene PAI3). Gene Ontology annotation, cellular component: vacuole. Lineage: Eukaryota; Fungi; Ascomycota; Saccharomycetes; Saccharomycetales; Saccharomycetaceae. Gene Ontology annotation, molecular function: endopeptidase inhibitor activity. The transcript has a single exon. The record is from RefSeq and is marked reviewed. Bases 1 to 207 code for a protein of 68 amino acids.